AUGAUUCGACAACAGAAUUAUAAAAAGUCAGCCAAAGAUCGUGAUUAUGCAUUUACAAAAAAUAAUCAUACGUAUAAGAGAUGUGUGAAGGUCAUUAACCAAAGUAUAGAUGAAACUUCAUAUUAUAACACUUUUUAUCACAUAAACCGCGGUGUUAUACAAGAAUUUCCGGCCCUGAGAAAAGCCAUGACAACUCACGUGAAAAAAUAUCGUAUUUUUUCACGUGUGUUGACAUAGCCAAUCAGCUGCUUACACGUCACUCGCCUUUGGCGCCACUCGGUCAGGUUGAUGAAUGAACGGCAAAGCCUUUACGAUUCUCACUACAAGUUGUUUGUCAGAGCUUUAUCGGAUUAUGGUGACUAAAACACUAAAAAAUCCGUAUUGCUGACAGACAAUGAGGUUCAAACUUUCCUAGAAGGGGAAGAAAACCAAUAUACUAAAAGAAAAACCGAAAGUUGCGUAUUCAGUGGCUUUGGUGUUAGCAUAUCUCUCGGCUGAGAAUGAAAAUCGACAACUGGAAGAUUUGCCACUGGCCGAUUUUGGCCGUUUACUUGAAAGACUUCUUCUGUCGGUAAGGACAAAGUCAAUGAGUGAGAGUUUUGUAAAUUGAAAAUUACGACCAUAGUUGUUCUUGUAAUCAUGAUUCAACGAAUUUUUCCAACUUAAGAGUCAGCGUCAACGCACUCUACGAUUGUUAUUCGAGGAUUGUCGAUUCAUUUAUUCUCAUUCAUUAAUGAAGUGGCUUAUUUGAUUGGCUAUUGUGUUUAUAUGAUAAAAAAAUAAUACAUGGUCGCUUUUAGAUAUGGAAUUUCUCUUCUUGUUUUCAACUAGACUGCGCUCACUCGUGAGCUAUCGAGUUAACAACUCGAAGAGAAAUUCCAUAUCUACGCGCGCCCAUGUAUUAUUCCCUAUAUAUGCUGUGCAACAGCAUCUUAAAAUUAAUGCAGGUAUCAUAAAGAUGGUCUGUGAGCCUUUGAAUAAAUGCAAAACAGGAACUUCGAGCAAGGAUGGUUGUGAGUAUGAAUUCAAGUGUAUUGGAAAAGAUAAUAUACCAACUAAUUGUGACAUCAUUAAAUCGAGUGAUGUAUCAGAAGGAUUGACAAAUGAUGAAAAGAUAAUGAAUCAAAAGAAAUCAUAA
Pocillopora meandrina is the source of this 1138-nucleotide messenger RNA. The record is from the annotation of a GenBank genome assembly. NCBI's taxonomy places the organism in Eukaryota, Metazoa, Cnidaria, Anthozoa, Scleractinia, Pocilloporidae.